GUAUGGUCCCAAAAUGCCUCUCGCAGUGGAUUGCACCGCUGAACUGAUCCGUUGUAAGGUCCUGGAUUCAUCUGGCAGGGUGAAGUCGCAUGAGCUCAUCCUCUCUUAUGGGCUGGCUCUUGUAAGGUUUGUCAACUUGAUCACAGAAAGGAAACAGAAAAUGGUCAGCAUUCCUCUGAGGCAAUUAGCAAAAGAGGUGGAUAUCCCUAUCUGGGUUGUGGAUCUUCGUCACGAGCUGACCCACGGGAAGCUGCCACGUCUGGCUCUGUGCCGCAAGGGUUGUGAUGUUGUACUGGACUGGCUGCGAAAGACCUAUUGGAGCCGUCAGCUGGGCAAUAACUUGUGUGAAGAAAGUGAGGAGGAAGAUGAGGAGCAGGAAGAAGUGGAAGAAAAUGCAGAGUUGGACAAUGAUGAAUGGGAGAUUCAAACCCCCCAGCACGAGGCCUGUCAGAAACACAAGGAAUUCCAUGAGAAAGUCAGAGAUGUGCUGAUAUCCUACAAGAAUGAGCAGUUUCGGGUUAUGCAGGCUGCACUGUCUGUUUCAAAGAAUCGAGAGCUGUGGUCUGAUACCUCUUCAGAAGUGGACUGGAUUUUGGCUCAGAUCAAAGACCUGAUGCAAGAGAACAGGGAGACAGUAGCUGAAGCUCUUCUCAGUGAUGGCUUUCUCAUCCCAAAGAUGGAUUGUCUGAAGAUGCUAAAUAUCAAGUACGAAGCAAAUAAAGAGUUAUGGCAGUUCAAAAUUCCUCAGACAUUUUACUGCUUUUGGCAGCCUUUGCUGACAGGCCUCCUUUCCCGAAGUUUUACACAGAUCCUGAUAGAGAAAAUGUUCAUGGAGCUGAAGGAAUGUUCUGACUCUUCAGAACUCCGGCCUCAGUUCUUAAUCAGCUGGAUUUCUGAGAUGCUGACUGGCAUUGCCAAAGUUAACGCUGGGAAGAAGAGACAGCAGUGUAACAAACAGGUGUCAGUGAAGGAGCUGUUCCUUCAUAAAGUUCCUUUGCAAUGGAUAAGACUGACUGACAAUUGCUUGGAAGCUCCCUGCUGGGCAACCCCACACCUUCUUCAGCUGAUCCUCACAAUCAUGAGACCUCGCUUGCCACGUUCUUCACGGAAGAACCUUCUCUAUCUCGCUUCCAUUUACACAGAAGGAGGUGGCCCUUUGUCCAGCCCAGGCCUCUCUUUAGACAGCAGCGAACAGCCAAUUUACACUAUAGAGAGCUUACAGUGGAAAACCAGGCAAGAAAAUCAGGUUAAAAAUCAAGGGCAGACUGUAGAGAAACAAGAUGAUCUGCUGGAGAGAGACAACAGCGUAGAGGAGGUGGAGGAGGAGGAAGAAGAGAUGGUAACUGAAACUAAUCCUUUGGAAGGACUCGCUCAUUCUGGUAACAUGGUGGCUAUUGCUGAGAAAAGGGCAGCACUGCAAGGAUCUGCUUGGCAGAUCACUGCAGAUGAAGUUCGAUGGCAAGACUUUCCUCUUGGGAAACUCCCCGGUCAGACAGACGACCCUGAUGGUCUCAUGUUGGAUAAUUAUUCCAUGAUGUCCCUGCUUGACCAGCCAGUGAGAGAUGAGUGGAAGCCUCCCAAUACAAACUCUGCAGAACUGAAUAUUCCUGUGAGAGGAGGAUUGUUGUGGACUCAGAGUGACUUCCAUAAAAUAAAAAGUGGCCUUCAGCUUUUCUGA
Messenger RNA from Nestor notabilis (Kea), 1678 nucleotides. RefSeq names its product LAS1-like (S. cerevisiae) (gene LAS1L). Gene Ontology annotation, cellular component: Las1 complex; preribosome, large subunit precursor. Gene Ontology annotation, biological process: maturation of 5.8S rRNA; maturation of LSU-rRNA. NCBI's taxonomy places the organism in Eukaryota, Metazoa, Chordata, Aves, Psittaciformes, Psittacidae. The annotation marks the transcript as partial. The transcript has 12 exons. The record is from RefSeq and is a predicted model, not a curated record. Gene Ontology annotation, molecular function: endonuclease activity.